AUGAGUUUAGCUUUUGUUUCAGGGAAAGACUCAUUGCCAGUUGAUCUUCCUAAGCCCAUUGAAAAUGAAAAAACUGUGGAAGUUGUGCACUCCAAUGUGAAGCCAUUCAGUGUGCAUCCACUGCCCUUGGCAAAGACUUCUGAUGUGCUCACAACAUCCUCAAAUGGUUCUGAUGAUUCAAAGGAAGAGAAAACCCAGUACUAUCCAGACAAGGAAAUCAAGCGCAGAAAACGACAUAGAAGAAAGCAAUACGUGGAUCAAGAGCCAUGCAUUAUGAGGGGGGUUUAUUUCAAAAAUAUGAAAUGGCAGGCUGCCAUAAAAGUUGACAAGAAACAGAUUCACUUGGGUACUGUUGGAACACAGGACGAAGCAGCCCGGCUUUAUGACAGGGCUGCUUUUAUGUGUGGAAGGGAGCCAAACUUUGAGCUUUCUGAGGAAGAAAAGCAGGAACUACGGAAGUACACCUGGGAGGGCUUCUUAGCAGUGACUCGCAACACGAUAACCAGCAAAAAACAAAGGAAAGUUGAGUCGCUAAGGCGUAGCAAGGCAGACCUGUUCAUGGGAUAG
Molecule: messenger RNA, 567 nt
Organism: Miscanthus lutarioriparius
Lineage: Eukaryota; Viridiplantae; Streptophyta; Magnoliopsida; Poales; Poaceae
Source: the annotation of a GenBank genome assembly